Molecule: messenger RNA, 771 nt
Organism: Staurois parvus
Lineage: Eukaryota; Metazoa; Chordata; Amphibia; Anura; Ranidae
Source: the annotation of a GenBank genome assembly
ACUUUACCUGACUCUCCCCCGGACUCUGGAUCAGAGGCGUACUCCCCCCAGCAGCUCAAUGACCCUCAUCUGCUUCGCACUAUGACCCCAGAAAACAUCUGUCACAUUACCCCACCUUCCCGCCUGGAACACCCCCCACCGCCUCACCUACAAGGCCAGCCCCCUCCUCACCCCGCUCACCAGCAACACUAUCCUAGCAUGCAACGGGAACUCUACCUGAAAGUGGAGUCAAUGAUGCCACAAUACCCUCCCCUUGGACCUGGACUGCCCCCUGCAGACCUUCACCAUGCACAGCAGUCUCAGAUGCUUCAUCAGCUCCUGCAGCAGCAGCAUAGCUCAGAGCUCCCUGUGCAUCCAACAAAGAAGAGGAAACACUCGGACUCUCCAAACUUGAGGGAUCAAGUACCCAAUGGAGGCAUGGUGAAACAGGAGCCGGGUAUCAUGCAAGACAAUGACAGUCUGAAUGGUUCCUAUUUGGAUCCCAACUAUCAGUCCAUAAAAUGGCAGCCACACCAACAGAAUAAAUGGGUGACCCUGUAUGACAGCAGCUACAAAGAACUCCCAAUGCCUACCUACAAAGUGGAUGCAGAUAAAGGAUUUAACUUCUCGGUGGGAGAUGAUGCCUUUGUAUGCCAGAAGAAGAACCACUUUCAAGUCACAGUAUACAUUGGCAUGAUUGGUGAACCGAAAUAUGUAAAAACCCCUGAUGGUAUUUUACCUCUGGAGUGCUUCUUCUUGAAAUUAAAUGGUGUUAAGGUGAGAAAAAAAGAA